GAGAAUCCACCUGAGUGGGGCGGUGUUAAUGAAAAUAGUCGAUCAGAAAAUACUUCACGGCAGGCUACGCUUAAGCUCAGCUCCGGUGUACGACAUACCGUGGUCUACAGACUUUUGAUUCUUGAGGUGGUCUAUAAAACUUUGGAUUCUUGAGGCUACACCUGUUUUUACGGUCUAGGCGGAGGGAAUUCGCAGUCUUGAUUUCUUUAGACGUGCUGACUAGUUACGAUGGAACUUUAAUUUUUCUUGCUUUAAUUGCUGGAAUACUAAAUCAGUUUCCGACAGGUUUUAAAAAGCCUGACACGCUGAAAAUAAACCCUGUCAGCCAUCUUGCUAUCUGACUUCUCGGGAUAUACUGACGUCACACGGCAGGUUGUCACGUGGUUCAAGGUAUUCUACACAGACAAGAUAAACCGGGCAUUUAUAUUUUCGGCCUGGUUUUUUGAGGAUAAUUGUUGGAUUUUUGUGGAUUUUGUUUCUCACACCGGGACCAACUAAAGAUUUUACAUGUAAAGGGAAAUCAUCAGGACCAAGCAGUUUUACAUGUAAAGGGACGUAAUCUGCACCAAGGAGUUUUACAUGUAAAGGGACGUAAUUAUAUCAGAUUAUGGCAAGCAAAUACAAGUUUUCGGCUGAACAAAUACAAACGUUCAAAGAGGCAUUUGCUCUUUUUGACAAGGAUGGCGACGGGCAGAUAACUGCCACCGAACUUGGUAUAAUCAUGCAAUCUCUGGGACAUAAGCACACACAGGCGGAUUUGGAGAGGAUGAUAGCAGAGGCUGACACUGAUGGUAACGGCACCGUGGAGUUCAAAGAGUUCAUGGACAUGAUGGGCAAGGUCAUGAGCUUGGCUGACCCAGACGAAGUCAUCAAGGAAACAUUUCAGGUGUUCGACAAGGAGGGCAAAGGUUACAUCGCAGCAGAAGAACUGAAGCGGGUCAUGUCGACCCUGGGUGAGAACGUGACGGACGAGGAGCUCGACGAGAUGAUCAGAGAGGCGGACGUCAACGGGGACAGGAAGGUGGAUUUCAACGAAUUUGUUACUAUGAUGAAGACAACGUAGCACCAGUUCUCUCCCCGUACAUGCUCAAGAAUAACGAUUCAUUCUAUUUUUGAAACAUUCAUGUUUAGGUUUCCUUUAUUCGUAUUUGUAUAUUUUUGUUUCAUGAACAUGUAUAUUCCACCCUUUUAAAGUGCAACUCUAAUGUGCAAUGGACAUAUUUUCCCAAUUUCGAAUAGCUCUCUAUCUCUCUAUAUGUAUAUUUGGAAUUUUUAACACAGUUUUUUUGUCAACUGUACAGUUUUAAUUAAAUUUAUACAUUUGUAAUUUAUGGAAACAGCCAUCAAGAUUUUUUAUAUUGUUUCUCUUAGUGUAGAGACAUUCAUAUAUACACACAGUAGGCCACACAAAGUAACACACAGACAGUUAUAUAU
Physella acuta is the source of this 1434-nucleotide messenger RNA. Its product is annotated as calmodulin-A-like. The record is from RefSeq and is a predicted model, not a curated record. NCBI's taxonomy places the organism in Eukaryota, Metazoa, Mollusca, Gastropoda, Physidae. Gene Ontology annotation, molecular function: calcium ion binding. Gene Ontology annotation, cellular component: myosin II complex.